AUGUCUUUCCCAGUUCUUGCAAACGCCGGAAACCCACCACCAAAAUACACGACCAAAACCCUGUUUGGUACACUCUCAAUCAAAAACCCUACAAGAAAGAAGAGUCAAACUCUUUGAACCAUAAGUUGGUUCCGUAUCCUUCUUUCCCUUCUCUGCCUUGUUGGGGGUCUAAUGUUAUUCAUUGGUCAAGAGAUGUACGUUCUCGGUGGAUGCAUCCACGGUGAGAUAACCACUAAUGCUUUUGCUAUUGAUUGUAUAUCUCGCAAGUGUCGGUCUCUUCCUAGCAUGCGUGUGGCUCGUGGCUGCGCUGCUUUUGGUGUUGUAGAUGAGAAGAUUUAUGUACUUGGAGGAUGUGAAAAGAAGAAGUCGUCGAAAGAUUGGGUUGAGGUUUUCGACCUCAAGAAUCAAACUUGGGAAAGCUUUCCAGGUGUGUGCAACAAAAAGUUGCACGAGGUAACGCUCAAUAGUUUUGUGAUGAACGAGAAGAUUUACAUAAUGGAUUGUAAGAGAAGCUUUGUGUAUGAUCCGAAGAAAAAUAAAUGGGAGAGGGAAAACUCGUUGAACAGUGAAUGGCAAGUUGGUUCGUGCGUUAUUGGCAACAUGUUGUACACUUUCGGAAUUGAGAAUGGAAUAAGCGUGUACGAUCCGAAAGCUAGGAUAUGGAGAUCACUGAAAGGUGUUGAUGAGGAUCUACCUGACAUGCGUGGUAUUCAAGGAGGGUCUAGGAUGGCGAAUCAUGGAGGGAAACUAGUGAUUUUGUUUCAGCGUGAUGAUGAAAUUAGGGGGGAAGUAAAGAUUUGGUGUACAGAGAUUGCGUUGGAGAGGCGUGGACAAGGAGAGCUUUGGGGGAAGGUUUUGUGGUUUAAUAUUGUAGCUACUUUUAAAAGUUCUCCCACCAUUGUUCAAUGUUUAGAUGUCAUCAUAUGA
Molecule: messenger RNA, 927 nt
Organism: Raphanus sativus (radish)
Lineage: Eukaryota; Viridiplantae; Streptophyta; Magnoliopsida; Brassicales; Brassicaceae
Product: putative F-box/kelch-repeat protein At3g27910
Molecular function (GO): protein binding
Source: RefSeq, a predicted model, not a curated record